AUGGCAGCAACAGCAAGUCAUGAUAUUAAGCUGCUGGGCUCACGUCCUAGCCCAUUCGUAAACCGGGUUCAAUUUGCCCUCAACCUCAAGUCAAUAGAGUAUGAAUUCAUCCAGGAGAAUACAAUGGCGAAAAGUGAACUCCUUCUGAAAUCAAACCCUAUUCACAAGAAGAUCCCAGUUUUCUUCCAUGGCGAUAAGCCCAUCUGUGAAUCACUCAUAAUUGUACAAUACAUUGAUGAUGCCUUUCCAGAUGGUCCCUCCAUUCUUCCCUCCGAUCCCUUUGACCGGUCAAUGGCCCGGUUCUGGGCUGCUUAUAUUGAGGACAAGUGGCUCCCAUUAUUUAGGCAAUUGAGGGAAGCAAAAGAAGAGUCGUCAAAGGAUGAAAUCAUGGAGAAAAUAUCAGAAGGUGUAAAACUAUUGGAGGAUGCUUUUGUGAAAUUGAGUAAAGGGAAGGGAUUUUUUGGUGGAGAAACAAUAGGGUACGUUGACAUUGCUUUGGGUUGCUAUUUGGGAUGGUUUCAGGUUCACCAUACGGUUUCAAACCUGAAAAUAUUUGAUGAAACCAGUUCUCCAGCACUUGUGGAAUGGAUUGAGAGGUUUAAGAAUCAUGAAGCUAUUAAGGGAACUCUUCCCGAGAUUGAAGAACUCCUCAACCUUGUCAAAAUGAUGGAAGCUGCUAAGGCUGCUGCUGAAUCUGAAGUUAAAGCUUAG
Oldenlandia corymbosa var. corymbosa is the source of this 711-nucleotide messenger RNA. The record is from the annotation of a GenBank genome assembly. Lineage: Eukaryota; Viridiplantae; Streptophyta; Magnoliopsida; Gentianales; Rubiaceae.